CCCUCCGCUCUGCCCUGAACCAGGCUCCCUGCUCCUCGGUGGUCACUCUCCCCGCUUCUCUCCGGCCUCAACCGGGCCUCUAAUGGCGGGUCUCCCGGUGACUGACAGCCACUGAUUGCGUGAAUAUCCCCCCCGCAUGUCCGUGGCGGGCUUGCGGGGGCGGGCGGUGAGCUGACGGUAAACCGACUCACCGUGACUGGAACUCCUCUUAUUUUACUGUUUUUUUUUUUUAACGGAGUCUGGUGUGGACUCUCAGCUACAACUCCACCGAACACCGACCUGAAACACAUGAACUCUGGGGCGAUGGCGAGGCCGAGCCACAGUGAUCACGUCCUCCAGCAGCUCAACAACCAGCGGGAGUGGGGCUUCCUGUGUGACUGCCUCAUCGCCAUCGGUGACAUUUACUUCAGGGCGCAUAAGGCCGUGCUGGCAGCCUGCAGCUCCUACUUCAGGAUGAUGUUCAUCCGGGACCAGCAGGGGGCAGGCCGCCUGGACCUCAGCAACAUGCAGAUCAGCGCAGAGUGCUUUGACCUCAUCCUGCAGCUCAUGUAUCUCGGACGCAUUGUCGUGGGGAGCUAUGAGUUCGAUGAGCUCAAGGCCUCCAUGGCCUAUCUGCAGAUGUACUACAUCCCUGACUCACUGGAGGAUCUCAGGGACAUCAGAAGCUCCAACCUCACCCCCUCCUCCUCCGCCUCCUCCUCCUCCUCAUCCAGCUCCUCUACAGGCCCCGCCGGUGGGAAAAUGAUGUUUGGAGUUCGCAUGUACGAGCAGCAGAGGCCUACUGCGCCGGAGGGGGAACGUUUACCAAAACCUGCCAGCAGCAGCGCCGGACGUCCAGCUGUCCCGGCAACCGUCACCAGACCAGUGGUGGCGGAGGAGGUGGUGAACGCUCCUCUGAUAGUGGCACCACCAGCUGUAGAUGGAGCAGGCGAGCAGCCAUGUGACUUGAGAAAGAGAUCCGGUGGCAGAAGUUCAACCCUCAAAGACCGUCCUCGGUUUGGCCGCACCUACACCUGCGACGACUGCGGCUUUGUCUUCAGCUGUGAGAAGCUUUUAAUCGAGCACAUCCUAACCUGCACUAACCGGAAGGCCUAUCAUCCACCAAGAGGUAACGCCGAGGGUGACAAUGACUCCAGUAAAGCUGAGAGCUCUGCAUCUGAGAGCACAGAGGAACACAGGGUCCACUGUAAAGGUGAAGACGACUGGCCCGAGGCCAAGGCUGACUCUGACCUCACCAUCAGGUCAGUGGCAGCCGGGACAGACGCCGAGCCCGGAUCGACCAGGAGCAUCUCCAUCAAGACAGAACCAGAGGAGAGCAUAUUCCCUGAGAUUGAGGUGGUCAGGGUCGGUGAGCACACCACCAGAGACUGUAGCACACGGUUCAGUGAUACCACACGUAAAGACUUGCUCAGAGAGAAAACCGGAUCGGACCGUGAACCAGAGCCUGGCGUCUCAGGUUUGGAGAACAGCAGUGAGCCUUUUGAAGUCCACAUGUCCAGCAGUGAUGAUUCAGGGAUUCCUGUGAAGCUUCGUAAAGUCAAAGAUGAGAAGCAGGAUGCUAACUGUGCCCCGUGUGAACUGUGUGGUGCUCUGUUAACAGAGGAGGACAAGUCAGCCCACUACCUGUCCAACCAUAUGGGCCAUAUAUGUGCCUGUGGACGGUGUGGCCAGGUGCUGAUCAAAGGGCGGCAGCUCCAGGAACACGCAGAGCGCUGUGGAGAAUCCCAUGGCGGGGAAUCGGACUCCCAUGGGGAGGAUGAGGCGUCCCUGCUGGAGGAGCCGCAGGGGAUGGAGGAGGGCCUGCUGGAAGCUGCUGACCUGGCCUGCCCUCACUGUGGUCUCCUGUUCCAGAACGAGAGCCUAGCACUGGAGCACACCUUGUCCUGCCACGACCAGGAGCUGUUCCGCCCGGUGCUUCUGGAGGAGGGCGCCGAACCGGAUCACCGUCGCAAACACUUCUGCAGCAUCUGCGGCAAAGGCUUCUACCAACGCUGUCACCUGCGGGAGCACUACACCGUCCACACCAAGGAGAAGCAGUUCACCUGUCAAACCUGCGGGAAGCAGUUCCUGAGGGAGCGCCAGCUCCGGCUGCACACCGACAUGCACAAAGGCAUGGCACGCUAUGUGUGCCCGGUCUGCGACCAGGGAACAUUCCUCAAACACGACCACGUCCGACACAUGAUCUCCCACCUGUCUGCUGGGGAAACCAUCUGCCAGGUGUGUUUCCAGAUCUUCCCUGGUGGAGAGCAGCUGGAGAAACACAUGGAUGUCCACCUGUACAUCUGCGGCGUCUGUGGAGAAAAGUUCCGCCUCCGUAAAGACAUGAGGAGCCACUAUAACUCCAAGCACACCAAGAGACUAUGAACGAUCCAAACCGUCCUCUGCAUUUAUACUAGUUUGUUACUUAAAAAGCCAUAAAUGUGAGAACAAAUGUAUGCACUUGAACCCCAAAAAGACAACUUUUUAAUCUGCACUUUUUAAGUAUAUGCAUAACCUAAACGGGCGUUCAUACUGCGAGCAGCGGGGCUGGUGAUUGGUUGCUCUGUUAUGACUCUGUAUCAGUCUGCAGCUUUUUACUUUGAUAAGAUGACAGUACGUUAAUACAGCUCAGAACGGUGUGCAUCACAUUUUCAUCGCUUUGAAUCAAGAUUUUAUGAGAUGUUUACUUCUUGUCGUCGGUCAGAUAAAUGCCAGAAUCAAUGUCUAGAUGAAACAAUCACGUAAUGGUGGGAAAUAAUCAAGUUUAGAAACAUGGCUAACUGUUAAAACGUUCAGCCUCAGCCGCUGGUGGAGUUAGACGCCCAUCAUAGCUAACCAGCUAAAUAGCUAACAAGUUGUAUAUUAUUAUUGAGAAUAUUUAUAAAGAAGCUGGGUUUUUUUUUACACAGGUGAUGCAUGAUGUUUGCAUUUCAGGAAAUUUGAAACAUCAAUCGGAAGCAGAUCUUUAGUUCCCAGAGUCUAAAAUUAUUCUUUAAGCUGUAACAAACCCCAAAGAAAUAAGACAAGAAAAUGAGUUGGAAUUGGUUACCAGACUGUUAAAGUUUGGUCAAUUAACUCAUCUGUGAAUCGACAAAUCAUUUUAGCACUAGAAUGUACCAAAGUCUUGUUGAUAGGUGGAGAGAGAUGGACUUAUCAGAUAAACUUGUCUCCGGCCCACAGUUCAGCAGUCCUGUCGAGAAAAAAUCUCCCAUCAUGCCCCUCCACCCGACUGGUUCACAACUGUGUUGCUCGCAGUGUGAACUCAUGGUAAGACCGGCAGUGAACUCCAAAAGAAACCGAAACUGGUGUUUCCUCAGGGCGCUGAAGGGAAACGGCCAAACGCUUGAUGUGGCUCCCGAACCAGGGCGGUGAACAGAGGCAGCGUAGAGAUGCAUGAAGAGCGGUGAUGACGACCAGCUGAGUUUGUUUUUGGAGUGAAUUGCCCGGGCGGCAGUGCCUCAAGUUCGAGUCAACGUUUUCUAACUUUUGAUGUCAACUCAUGUCCCAGAAUACUAAAGUCUCUGAAGACGAAACAUGUUGAGUUUUUCAUGUUGUAGUUAGUGAGCACAGUCUGUGGAUGAGGACUGAACUCUGCUUCCUGAUUCUUUGUUUUGUGAGUUUGACACCGCACUGAUUCGUACUCCUCCUCCCUUUACUUUCACUUGCCGUCCAACAUGCUCUGUGAUUGGUGCCUUUACUGUAACAGUGGUGCACACUAGCAGCAGUGUGUCUCAGUCUUUUUCCUUACUGUCUUCUUCACAGUGAUGCAUGAAGGGGGUGGACAGUCACAGAUAACACCCCCCACCACCUUUUCAAGGUGAAUCUGUAAACGGCAGAUUAUGAAAAUAAUCAACAACAAAACACUAGAGAUGGUCUGCUUGCUGGCACCGAGCUGCCGGACUGAGAUCAUUUUCUGUCUGAAAAACAAGAUGUUACACUUCGACUUACUCUAAUGCCUUAUGAGUCAUGUAAAGUUGUUUUCACUGCAGUUGUGCUCCUGUCUGAGACUGUUCACCACACCACAUAUGAUCAGAACAACUUCCAACACAGAAACCAGUUAUAAAGAAUCCUAAAUCAGUACUCAACCAAUCCAAGCCAUUUCACAAUCAACCUGAACCAGUUGACCCCAACUGGGUCAUAGCCAUCCCAAACAUUUCACAUCCAGCCUCAACCAGUUUUGAACCGGUUUAAAUAAUUUCUAAUCCACCUUCAAAACCAGUUCCAAACAAAUAAUAACCAAUUUACCGGUCUCUAACCAGGCUAAACCAGUUUCAAACUGACCUAAACAAACCCAGAAUCAACCUAAACCAGUUCAGCCAUAAUCAGACCUUAACAAAACCAGUUUAGGGUAAAUCCUAAAUUCAUGGCCAGUUCAGAACUAGUUCAGAACCAACCAAAACCAAGUGCAAAAAUCAACAUCUCAGAUCCAGUACGACAUCUAAUCGAAUCCAGCCUCUUUAAACUCAACACAAGUGGCUCAGGUCCAGCACUGACCAGCCCAGAACCCCCUUCACCAGUCCAAACCAGUUUCAAACUAACCCAGAACCAUUUUUAAAAACCUGCCUAAACCAGGUGAGAACCAGUCCAGACCAGUGAGGACCUACGUAUCCUCUCUGUAUUUGUCCUGGACGCCUGUAGUGUUGAGUGUGUUUAUUUGAAAUUGAUUUAAAGGUGAUAUUUAUAAGAGUUGAUUUACAGGCUCGUUAAACACCAAAGGAGAUGAAAUGAUUCAUCUGGUUAAAUGCUGUGGCAGCAGACGUCACCUUACUUGGACAAUUAUUUGGACAAUCAGUUUAGUCGAGGAGGAUUUGAGUUCAUGUGGAGAUAAACUGUCUGAGGCCACUUUAGCCUCUGAACUAACAAAGUCUUGAACAUCUGGAUUUGAGACGUGUUCAGUGCUGAACAAACUUAAACCAGUUCAGAAUCAAACUACACCACUUUAGUUAAACCCAGGCUGCUUCAAAACCAGCUCAAACAAAUUCAGUCCAGAUCAGAUCAGAGCCCCUCGUCCAGUUCAGUACCGACUGGAGCCAGUUCAAAAAGAAGCCUUAGUGUACUGGGUAGUCUCUGCUGCAGUCUCUGUAGAUGACUAUCACUUUGUUAAAAUAUCUUCUGAACCAGGAUCUAGGCCUGAAAACGAUCCUGGAAAUCCCCAUAAAACCCUGGAGACUGUGGAUGUAGAAGCUGGUGGACAGAAAUGUGAGAAUGUUCCUUUUUAAAAUGGUGUUGGUGCGUCUGUCAGAUCCAUCAGCUGUCCGUCUGUCUGAGUCCAGGUGUUGGAGAACGGCGUUCAGCCUCUCUGUGUUCAGGUCGUUUGUUGCUCUGAAGCUUUUUCUUGCUGAUGUUCAGUUUGUGGAGUUUUGGAAAAAUGUCGUUCUGAUCUCUUUGGAAUAAACACAAGUCUUUCUUAAGCUCUUAAUAAACCAAGUGAAUUUCUGUUUGUGAAGAAACAA
Lates calcarifer (barramundi perch) is the source of this 5432-nucleotide messenger RNA. RefSeq names its product zinc finger and BTB domain containing 1 (gene zbtb1). Lineage: Eukaryota; Metazoa; Chordata; Actinopteri; Centropomidae. The transcript is spliced from 2 exons. Gene Ontology annotation, biological process: negative regulation of transcription by RNA polymerase II; regulation of cytokine production; regulation of immune system process. The record is from RefSeq and is a predicted model, not a curated record. The coding region runs from base 289 to 2364 and encodes 691 amino acids. Gene Ontology annotation, molecular function: protein binding.